This is a messenger RNA of Suillus subaureus, 2728 nucleotides long. RefSeq lists its product as uncharacterized. NCBI's taxonomy places the organism in Eukaryota, Fungi, Basidiomycota, Agaricomycetes, Boletales, Suillaceae. Bases 409 to 2295 code for a protein of 628 amino acids. The transcript is spliced from 3 exons. The record is from RefSeq and is a predicted model, not a curated record.
AGAACUCUCUGUUUCAGUGGUAGACGUAUGAGUAGUGUUGGCGCGCUGUCAUGAAGUCGUUGACAUUCAAAGAUCAAUGGAUUUCGAUGCAAUAAUCUCGAGCCUCUUGUGCAUCAGAGCUUCGUGUAAUCAUCUUCGUUUCUAUUCUCUCCGCACUUGUAUAAUUGGUGUUCCUGUUUCUAGCAGCGUUGUAAAGGAACAGACUGAACGUUGCAGAGGGGGGUAGGCAAAGGACGAGAGCCUGGUCUAUAUGUACAUACGUAUUGUUGGUCUGCCAUUCAGCGCCACCAGUUGUUACUAUCGCAUGAAAACCAACGAGGAUCCGUCGGAGACAUGAUGCAUGAUGCCCUGGAUGACGUUGGUUAAGUUUUCUUCGGCUUUUGUGCUGCUACACAAAUUGAAGUACUCAUGGAGGCCGAGUUCUCCAUCGAAAGCGUUGAGAAUCAACACGAAGCCAACUCGCCUCAAAAGGCCCACAGCGGACAGAGAUGUAACGCUCCUACCUCAACGCUUGAGUUGCCGGCGUCUACUCGCUGUAUGAUCAUUAUACCUGAACUCCGGUGGAAGAUUUUUCAGCUGGUCCAAGACACUCCUACGGACUCCAUGGGAAAUAAGACACUCCUGGCACUUGCCUUGACAUGCAAGUCAUUCAGUGGGCUUGCACUAGACCUUUUGUGGCAAAACAUGGAUAGCUUUGAACCACUUAUCAGAUGUCUCCCGCGAAGCCUAUGGGAAUGGGAGGGACAAAAAUUGGUACUUCGAAGAGUCAUGACCUUCGACGACUGGUCUAUCUUUUGUAAAUACAACUACCGUGUCCAUUCACUCAGAACAAAUCGGAUUCUAAUGGUCGCCGGUACUGAAAUUUGGCGUGCCUUCAGCUGUCCUCCCUUCCCCCUUCCCUUGCUCCCCAACUUGAUGUCUCUUACGUGGGACCCGGUUGCCACUGAUAUAUUCCUAUAUAUCUGGUUAUUUGUCACCCCGAAAUUGACGAGGCUCAAUAUCGCCACCCACACCUUUGGUCCAUCCGAACAUUCCGUCUUGUCAUUUAUCUCGAUGCUGUGCCCCUCUGUCUCGCAUUUCAGCUUUUCUUCAUUCGCAGAUUCAGAAGACACGUCAACUGCAUUGCAAUGUUGGUCUCACCUAACAUCGGUGACUACUAACAGAGUUUCGGAGGCGGCCAUACUCCACUUGUUCAAGUUGCCUUCACUCCGAGUUCUGAAGUUUCAUCUACCACCAACUCCUAUGUCUGUGGAUACCACAAAGCUCCUGCGGGAUUCUGUGCUCUGCGCAUUGGAAGAACUGACUAUAGGAUGCAGCAGCCUGGUGCCCAUAGAUGCUUUUUUCGAGGGCCUCUUCAUCGCUCCAAAAUUAAUAUGUUUUAAUAUCUCUGGGGGAGUGGAAUCCGCCCAGGUCCUGCCGGCUUUGAUUUCCUGCGUACCUGAUGCUUGCGCGCACAACUCACUGGAACAGAUACGACUCUUCAUCGCCGAUCGGUCUGCUGAUCACAAGACUUCAAUCAGAAUCGCAGUGUUUAAACCGCUCUUUGCAUUUCAUCAUCUUCGCAAGCUGAACUUCGAAGCUUACCAGCACUAUGUUGUGCGAUGGGACGAUUCUGUCCUUUUGCAGAUGGCUAGGGCCUGGCCACUCCUGGAAGAGCUACACCUCAAUAAAUACGGCCAUUCGAGUCACGGAGUCGCUCCAAAUGCCUUCAUUUCAUUGUUGCAACAUUGUCCUCGUUUAGUCUCGGUUGCCAUUAUCAUGAAUUGGUCCACUAUAGACGGACAUGAGAUAUCCCCUGAUGUUCCGUACCAAGGAUUUGCCCACAAGGCGCUGUCUCAAGCAUUCUUUGGCAGUCCAAGAAUUCGCCAUCCAGCAAGGAUUGCCGCUUUUAUCUCAGCCAUCGCGCCCGGACUGGGAUUAAUUGUUUCGUGGGUUGGGGGGUCUAGGGAUCACUCAAAUUUUGGAAAAUACUGCAUCAGGUGGAAAGUCGUCCAGGAUUUGGUCAAGUCCUUCUCCAUGGUCCGCGAGCAGGGGAGGAGAUUGACGCUGGUUGCAGGCGAAGGAGUUAAUGACCGUGGGAUUGAAGGUCCACACAACCACGUUGGAAUUGCGCAUCCGGUACAGGAAAGCGAAAAUGGAGAUGCAGACAUCGGUGGAGAUGUAGAGUUUAUGAGGAUAGUGGGAAUGAGAGCGAUUCAGAGUAUGUGUCUAGUGAUGAAAACUGGGAUGAGGAAUUUUAAUCAUCAUGCGGACCAAUUCUCUGGACCCUUCGUCAACCGUCGAAAUGGACUUUAGAGUACAGAGGACGGCGAUAACGACAUUGGUUUGCAUCCUCUUGUAGCUUUUCGUGCUCCACAACUUCGCCAAUUUAUCCAAUCAUGGGAAAGAGAAUCAUUGGAUGUAUGACAACUGCAGCAGCUAUGUUUGCACAGGACAUUCAUGUAGCGAAUCCUGAUGUCCUUCUCGUCGAGGAGGCUGGUGAAAUCCUAGAAAGCCACAUCCUCGCCGCGAUGGGUCAUAACACAAGCCAGAUGAUUCUUAUUGGUGACCACAAGCACGCAAUAUUCAGUACAUCUUGCUGAAGUUGACUCCUCACAGACAACUGCGUCCCAAAGUCAACAACUACAAGCUGACUGUUGAAAAGGGUGAUGGGUUUGAACUCAACAGAUCACUAUUCGAGCGCCUGGUUCUCAAGGGCUUUCCUCAUGAAACUCUGACAGUCCAACAU